Messenger RNA from Trifolium pratense (red clover), 4075 nucleotides. Its product is annotated as kinesin-like protein KIN-14J. Gene Ontology annotation, biological process: microtubule-based movement. Gene Ontology annotation, molecular function: ATP binding; microtubule motor activity; microtubule binding. The record is from RefSeq and is a predicted model, not a curated record. Bases 487 to 3816 code for a protein of 1109 amino acids. Lineage: Eukaryota; Viridiplantae; Streptophyta; Magnoliopsida; Fabales; Fabaceae. The transcript is spliced from 22 exons.
AAUUUUAUUCUAAAAUAUAAUUAAUACAAUUUAAUACAAACAGUUAAGAUUCAAAUUCCUUAAUUUAGCUUCUAAUAAUAAAAAAAUGGACUCACCCACCCUUUACCAUUUUUCUCCAAAAUUCCAGGCCUUACCCUUCUCAAUUUUGAAAACAAAACAACGAAGUUAGAGUAGUACGUAACAAACAAAGAAAAACACAACGCUCAUUUGCUCAAACUCCACCCUUUUUCUUCAACAUUCACUCUCAGAGAUCUCAAAUCUCGCACCUAAUUUCCGUUUCAAACUCAAAAUUCCACUUUAUUUUGUUUCGAUCCAUAACCGACUUCUUCCAUUUCCGUUCCAUUUCCAACUUUUUUUUCAUUUUUUUUUUCAUCGCCUUUGGUUUCUUCUCCGCCUUCUCCUCUACCACCACCUUCUCCCUACAUUGCUUGCCGGAGACAGUGUAGACAUAGUUAAUCAAAGGGGAGAAAGGUAUCCGAAACGAGCAUGCAUUGGGAACAGGAGGGAGGGGGAAAAGGGGGAACUUUGAAUCAAAUUGAAGAAGGUGACCGGCUUGCACUUCUGAUAGAGUGGAUAAAUGCCGUGCUUCCUAACUUUAAUCUGCCUUUAGAGACUUCUGAGGAGGAAUUGAGGGAUUGCUUGAGCGAUGGAUCGGUAUUAUGUAGCAUUUUGGACAAGUUGGUUCCUGGUUCACUGGAGGGAAGUGGUUCUUUGGAUGAGCUGGUGGGUGUCGAAAGGUUUCUGGUGGCCUUGGAUGAACUUGGAUUGUCAGGAUUUGAAAUGUCAGACCUGGAGCAGGGAUCCAUGUUGCCCGUGUUGCAGUGCCUUGAGAAUCUGAAAUCUCACUUUGUAUAUAAUGCGGUACGAGAAAAUAUCCGAGGUUGUUCUAGGAAGAGGUGGGACCAGCCGAACCUAACAUCCCCUGAAGAAACUGAUAGUUGCCUCAAGGAUGCUUCAAAUUUCCAACAUGCCGUUGAUGGCUCUGUUGUAUCAGAUGGUAUUGCUUCGAUCGAUCAUAUUGGGUUCAAGUCUAAUGAACUGUUGCAGUUGAAGCAAGGACUGCACAUGGAUCUUUCAGAUGCUAAACUUAAUGAAUUAUUAAAAUCAAACAAUUUGGACAGUGUUCCAACUCGAUUUCUUUUUAACAUAGUAAAUAGGAUCUUAAGUGAUAUAUUUGAAAGGAAGAAUGGAGAUAUACCUCAAGCUCAACGUACAGCAUGCCUGUUGAGGAAAAUUUUGCAAGUAAUUGAGUUACGCUUUUCAAAUCAAGCAGAAAGCAUGAAAAGUCAAAACAAUAUUUUCAAGGCUCGUGAGGGAAAGUAUCAAACAAAAAUAAAUGCGCUUGAAACCUUGGCGGUAGGGACAACCGAAGAGAAUGAGGUUGUGACAGCAUGGGUUCAGCAGUUGAAGUUUUCUUUGCAGCAUGAGCAAAAUAAAUUUGAGGAGAUGAAGAAACUUGAAGAGCAGGAUUUUUCUCGAUUGAAGAAAGACAAAGUUCGCAGUGAAAUUGAAAUUUCUCAAAUGAAGCAAGAUUUGGAAAUGGCGAAAAGAUCACAUGAAGAACAUGUUUUGCAGUUAGAAUUGCAAGCUUCUGAAUCUAAAGCUGAGUAUGAGAAAAGGAUACAGGAACUUAAAUGUCAUCUGGCUGAUGCGAGGAAGCAAGUGAAGGAACUGGAGGCAUUUUCUGAAUCCAGAUAUUUGAAUUGGAAGAAUAAAGAGCAUACCUAUCAAAGUUUUUUAAAUCAACAAUUUGGAGCUUUCAAGGAAUUGAAAGCUGUCAUGAAAUCUGUCAAAGAUGAAGUGAUAAAAACAAAAAGAAGCUACUUAGAGGAAUACAAGUACUUUGGGAUGAAGCUCAAAGGUCUAGCCGAGGCUGCAGAUAAUUAUCACGUUCUUCUAACAGAAAAUAGGAAGUUAUAUAAUGAAGUUCAAGAUUUGAAAGGAAAUAUCAGAGUAUAUUGUCGAGUUAGACCAUUUCUUUCGGGGCAAAGUCAGAAGCAUACAUCAGUUGAGUUUAUUGGCGAUGAUGGAGAACUAAUUAUUAGCAAUCCUCAUAAACAAGGAAAGGAAAGCCGCAAGCUUUUUAAAUUUAAUAAGGUUUUUGGUCAAGCUGCGAGUCAGGAGGAAGUAUUCUUGGACACUCGUCCGCUAAUUCGUUCUGUUCUUGAUGGGUUCAAUGUUUGUAUAUUUGCCUACGGUCAAACUGGCUCGGGAAAGACUUAUACCAUGAGUGGACCUAGCUUAUCAUCAAAAUCAGAUUGGGGAGUCAACUAUCGGGCACUUCAUGAUCUUUUCCAUAUCUCCCAGAGUAGGAAAAGUUCUAUUGAUUACGAAAUUGGAGUUCAAAUGGUUGAAAUUUAUAAUGAGCAAGUUCGUGAUUUACUAUCAAGCAACGGUCCUCAGAAGAGACUUGGGAUUUGGAAUACUACCCUACCAAAUGGGUUGGCUGUUCCUGAUGCAAGUAUGCAUUCUGUGAAUUCAAUGAAAGAUGUUCUUGAGUUGAUGAACAUUGGGCUGAUGAAUCGGGCAACUAGUGCCACUGCCUUAAAUGAAAGAAGCAGUAGAUCACACAGUGUUCUCUCUAUUCAUGUUCGAGGAACGGAAGUGAAGACCAACACUCUGUUGCGUGGAUGUCUGCAUCUUGUAGACCUUGCGGGAAGUGAAAGGGUGGAUCGUUCUGAAGCAACUGGAGAUAGGCUUAAGGAGGCUCAACAUAUAAACAAAUCACUAUCGGCGCUUGGAGAUGUUAUAUUUGCUCUGGCUCAAAAGAGCCCGCAUGUGCCAUAUAGAAACAGUAAAUUGACUCAACUCCUUCAGAGUUCGUUAGGUGGUCAAGCAAAAACCCUUAUGUUUGUACAACUUAAUCCUGAUGCUGCUUCAUACUCUGAAACUAUAAGCACGUUGAAGUUUGCUGAAAGGGUUUCUGGUGUUGAGUUAGGCGCGGCUCGUAGCAACAAAGAGGGAAGGGAUGUGAGAGAACUAAUGGAGCAGAUGGCAUCUCUCAAGGACACCGUGGCAAGGAAGGAUGAAGAGAUUGAGCGGUUGCAGUUGCUCAAGUCUAAUCAUAACGGUGCAAAACUUGGAAUGAUCUCACCAAGACAUGCACCAUUAUCACCAAGAAAUGCACCAUUAUCACCAAGACUUGCACCAUUAUCACCAAGAAAUGCACCAUUAUCACCAAAACUUGCACCAUUAUCACCAAGGAGACAUUCCAUAGGGACUCCCCGCAACAGUCCCCACAACAGCAUGAGACUUUCUGGAACAAGGAGCCUUGGAGUCAAUGGAAAAGUAGCUUAUGACAUGGAUAAUGGCUCAGAGUACAGUGAUAAACAUUCUGAAGCUGGUUCCCAUCAAUCAAUAGAUGAUUUCAUGAACAAGUCGAGUUCCCUUCAGUUGAAAUUAGCUCGAGAAGACGUCAAUCAAAAUUUUAAUGAUGACAUUGAUCUCUUAGGAUUUGGAGAUGCAGACUCAGAGGAGAGAUUAAGUGACAUAUCUGAUGGCGGUCUUUCAAUGGGAACAGAAACUGAUUCAAUCAGCAGUAUUGUAGAGUACACUCUUUUUCCUGAUCUAGAGAAGGCAGCUGAAAUUACACCAGCUAAGGAUAGAGCAUCCAACAACCUUCCGGCUCAGAGCACAGAAAAGUCUGCUAUGCCAUCAAGAAUUCCCAAAGCCCCGCAACCGCAAGUCCAGCCAAAAUUGCCGACAAGAACUUCAAGGCUAUCAUUGAACAGAAGUACCUCAAAGGUUUCUUCAAGUGUUAAAAAACCCAUAACCGGUGGCUCUUCGUCGGCGAGGUCCUCUAAACGAUGGCAAUAGUUAGGAGGAUACCACUUGGAUGUUGUAGAGUGUUUGUAGAGAUAGCCUGUAGGAACUUCUCAUUGACCUUAGGUUACCUAAGGCUCAAGAGUUAUAGCUCAUUUCAGCUUCAAUGUGUUAUUAUUGAAUGAGGAAAUUGCAAACUCUAGCUUUGUAACCAGUUUGUAUGUAAGCUUCAUGGUCUUGUUACUGAAUGUCCGAAUGUGUUGUAUUUAUAACUUUCCUUUCACUUUCAGUAAUGUUUCCUGGCUUUCUACUA